Messenger RNA from Cotesia congregata, 6038 nucleotides. NCBI's taxonomy places the organism in Eukaryota, Metazoa, Arthropoda, Insecta, Hymenoptera, Braconidae. The record is from the annotation of a GenBank genome assembly.
AUUAAAUUAAUAUUAAGAUCAAUAUUAUUUUAUAAUGGCAGUAUUGAUUGAAGUAGGUACCUUAUGUUUCGCAGAGAAAUAUGUCGACGGCCUCGGCGCCGUGGAGUAACUUUAUAACACUGCCACCACCAGGAAGCAGAAGUCACGGUGCGCCUACCCCAUCACAUGCGGGACUACCUUCACAUGGUCACCAUCAUCCUGGUCCCGGUGGAGCCGCGCAUCCCUCACAAGUUGCGUCUCAGCAGCAGCAGCAGCAACAGCAACAGCAGCAGCAUCACCAACAAGAGCGACAGAGGCGUGAACGUGAGGAGCAUGAUGCGCGAGAACGUGAACGUGAACGUGAGCGAGAACGUGAACGGGAACGAGAACGUGAACGUGAGCGUGAACGAGAUGUUCAAGCUAGAGAGCAGCGGGAACGUGAGCGUGAGCAUCUGGUGGCUGCUGAGCGGCUACAUAGACAAGCUGAGGCUCGUGAGCAUCAAAGAGCUGCUGCGUAUUAUGGAGCUACUGCCCCAUCUACUGCUCAACAGGUAUUACGAUCGUCAAGUGUACCAAGCAAAGUUGAGUACCCACCACCUCCAGCGCAUUCUCGUACCUCAAAAUCAUCACUGUCAGUAGUAAAUUUACAUGACAAGCAGCAAGUAGUGGGACCUCCACACAGCCUUCCAAAAGCCGAACCAAAUGUUAGUUUGUUCACCUACCCAGCGUACACAACCUCCCAAAUGCCGUCUUAUGUCCACGACAUAAAGGUAAAAAAUGAUCUCCAAUUAAAAGCACUACCAGGUAAGAGUCUCGGUAGUCAUGAACGAGAUCAUCACGGCCGGGAGUUGUCGCAAAGUCAGCCCCCCUCAUUACUAUCAGACCACAAGAGCUCGGUAAUAGUAAAAAAUGAGCAAGGUCGUGGAGGAAAUGACCUCUCAAAAGUACCACCACCCCACUCGUCGAGUCCAAAGAUGAUGUCUUACAUGGUGCAACCAGUGGCACCACCCCAAGGACCACCACCCUCCAGCCACAAAACUCCCGUAACUUACGAGUACCGGAGUCCAACCCAGAGCCCGCAUCACCUGCAUCACCUAGAAAGCUUGCAGGCAAAAGGAUUACCGAGUCACCACCGUUCGCCAGCUGGACACACUCAGUCGCCUCACGGGCAUUCGUCGUCACAUUCGCACAACCGUCAGUCGCCUCACAGUCAGCCUCAUCCCCAUCAAACGCCCCACCCAUCACCACCAGAGCCACGUUACCUCAGCAGGCCUGAACCCGGAUUGCUCUACGCAUCAUCAAAGCCCUCAUACUCGUACCCCCAUCAACCAAACGCCUCACCGACCUCUCACUACGCCGCACCACCGGGUUCCAAGCCAAAAGUGAGCAGCCCAGCGCCGCCUCACAUCUACGGGAAUCCAGGAAACCCCGGUAUCUUAACCGGAACACCAGUGUGUCGUGCGUCUGAGCCAGCAGCGCCAGCCCCGUUGCCACUGACGUCAAAGGCUCCAGGUAGUUCGCCUUACCAGCAAGUGCCUCAUCAUCACGGGGUGCCACCAUCCAGGAAUUUACCGCCUCCAGCAGCACACAGUCGCUCUCCGUACGAUUCACGUGGCUUUCCAGUUGGCUCUCCGUUACCUUCGUCAAAAUUGCCGCCUCAGUUGCACGGAUCUCCUCCAACUGUAGCCUCAGCGCCUCUAUCACGUCCCACGGUAACGCAUCCGUCGCACCACGUGAACAAUCCACAUCAACCUGGUGGCCCAGCACCGUCGUCGUUGCAACAGCAACAGCCACCAAUGGUUGUUCCGUCGUUUCAAACUCAACCAUUGGAUCUGGGUGUUGAGCGUUCAAUCUCACCGAAGCGUAAAGCUUCCACACCGACUGAUCAUCUAGGUCAGCCUGUCUCUCUAGAGAUUAAAAAACGACGUACGGAAGAACCACCCACUCCUUUAUCCCUACAGUGUGUUGGACCGCCUGUACUGUCUAGGGUGAGUGAACCAAGUCCGCUGAUUGCUUCGGCCGCAACUUCUAUCACCACUGUUGUCAAUAAUGCGCUGCUGGUACAGUCAACCAUUAAUAAUACUACUGUUAAUACUACUACUACGACUACUGUAACUACUGCUACUAUUAAUAGUAAUAAUAAUCCUAAUAAUAAUAUUAAUAGUAAUAAUAAUAGUAAUAGUAAUAAUGAUAAUACUAGUAUUAAUACUGAUAAUGUUCAAACACAUCAACAACUACAACAGUCGCAGCUAUCACAAGAUCCAGCUGUUGUUGUUUCUGUAAGCCCGGCACCAAGAACAACCAGUGCUGAUGGAUCCGUCCGGCCUGCUAGUACUGGUAGUGUUAAUUCGUUGCAUCAAAUUACGACAAGUCCAGCACCUACAGCAAGUCCUGCUCCACCAACGGCUGCACCCAGUCCCUCGCCGCUGAGUGCGCCCGGAACUCCAGCUAAGACUCCGGCUAAUAAUACUGAUAGUGAAAAGUCGAAUAGUCCAGCACCCAGGCCGCCGAGUAGGACUAAUUAUCCUGUGCACAAGCUUAAAAAAGCUUGGUUACAAAGACACUCUGGUGAGGAUGGUACUGAGGAUACUACUGGUGUUAUCGGCAGUGGUUCUUGUGUUACGUUACCAUUAAAUAGUGCUCAGGCGCCCUCUCAGCCCCUACACAAAGAACGUGAAUCUACUAUCAGUAAUAGUAAUAGUACGGCUAAUACGACGACUAGUCUACCCAGUGCUGUUAAUUCUAUUCAUAAUAUUGGAAGUAUGGCUGUUAAUAGUAUAAAUAAACCUAAAGGUACUGGCAAAGCUGGGAGAAAACCGCUCAAUAAAGAAACUUUAAAUGGACAUACUAAUGAAACUAAAAAUCUUCAAGAAGAUUCAUCGAGCAGCGAUCCUGAGAGGAAGUCGCCGCCUAAGAGAAAACCGCCCAAGGUAAAACGAAAGAAGGGAGCCCCGAGGAGACAACAGGCAGCUGUUGAAGAACAAAGACGCAGAAAAGAUGACAAACAAGUAACAGGAAAUACCGGUAGUGUGGCAAAUUCUACUGCUGCUGCUGUUGCUGCUGGAAGUGAUUCUAGCAACGAAAGUGAAGCUGGAUCAGCUAGCGACACCAGUGAACAACUUACCUCCUCAUCGUCUAUUCAGCCUACUCCUAAAAGAAAUACCACAAAUAUCACUACCAAUAAUUCAACUAACUCCAACAAUUCUACUGGAAAUGGAAACACCAACAAGGAGCCACGAAAAAGAGGCAGACGACCAAAGAAUUCGAAGGGAAACGACGCCGGAGGGGGCGAGGAUCAACCUCGUCCAAAAAAAGAGCGUAAAGAUGACAGCUCAAGCGGGAAUGGCGGUGCCGGUGGCGAAGGCGGUGGUAACGGUGGAAACGGUCAAGGCGGAGGUAGUGGAAAAAGUAAUCCCUUUUGUAAACCACCUACAUCGCAGUUGAAAAAAACCGGCGACAGUUGGCUUCAAGACUUAGCGUGCUGCGAUGUUGCACCUAAAUUAGCUAAAUGCCGUGAAUGUCGUUACCUCGCCAAAAGCACAUUGUCAAGAAUUAAAAAACAAACAGUCUUCUGUCGUUUUUAUGCAUUUCGUCGGCUCCGAUAUACUAAAAAUGGUCAAUUGGCUAUUGCCGGAUUUAGCGAUCCACACAAAGAUGCAUCUGAGGAAGACGUACAGUUAUGGUUACCGGGUAAUAUGGAUCAAAAUUCGAAGGAAAAGGAUGAAAAAACAGAAAAAAGUGAGAAGGAUAAAGGUGCAGAUAGAUUAGAUCUAGACAAGGAAAUGGCUUACCGCUUGUUACGUCAAGUGGGCGAUCAAUUUUGUGAUCUUUUACGCCAGGAAAAAGAAGCACUUUCUGAGCACAUAGCUGACGCGGAUAAUGGAAUUGUAGACAGUACAGUUGCGUGGAAGCGAGUCGUCCAGGGUGUACGUGAGAUGUGCGACGUUUGCGAAACAACACUUUUCAAUUACCACUGGGUCUGCGGUAAAUGUGGUUUCGCUGUUUGCAUCGAUUGUUUUAAGGGACGUAAAAAUGGAACCGUGACUAUUUGGGGUGAAAGUGGAAAAGAUCGUGACGAUUGUGGCUGGUUACUGUGUACAAAUCGGCAAAUCCACGCGCCAGAUCGUCUAAUGUUAACCCAAAUAAUAGCAGGCGACAGUUUACCUCAGUUAGGACAACGCUUGCAUGAUGUAAGAGCUGAAUGGGGAAUUCCACAACACUGUGAUUGUUCACUAGUAUCAUCAACUCCACCUAACGAUACACUCCGUAAUUCUAUAAAAGGUGACUCAGUAACAGUCACAACAAAUGGAAACAUCAAGCAAGAAAUAAAAGAAGAAAAGAACUCGGAUGAUACCGCGAAUGGUUCGUCAGAAGGUAAAGCCAAUGGGGAAGAAAAUUCACCCUUAAAUUGGUUAGCCGACGUAGCGUUGCAAAAUCAAGAUAAAAAUGACAGUGGCUCUAGUUCGGACUCAGACGAGGAUCGUGACGGUAAUUACUCUACCUUGCGUGAAUUAUUGAUCCGUCCAUCACACAAACCCAAUGGUAAUGGUUCACGGUCAAAUUCUCCGACGAAUGUUAAUUCACCUGGACCUACGAGCAACAAUAUCGUUAAGCAGGGUAAAAAAUCCAAGAUGGACGCACUUGAUGAGGUAAUAUCGAGUGUAAUUGAACACACAGCUAAAGAAGAACGCGAUAGGAACGAGUCUGGAGAAAAAACUUGUGAGCUGAAACAUUUUGUGCGUCGCUACAAGUGGACCGAACGUGGGCGUGAGCCAUUGCCAAUUAGAAUAAUGACAUUAACCGAGAGUAAAAGUCUUUAUCCAAAUGUACCACAUUCCUGGUUGUGUAAUGGUAAAUUAUUGCGGUUAAAUGAGCCUCAUAAUAUCAACAAUUAUCGCAUAUUUCAAGACCAAUGGAAACGUGGUCAGCCAGUUAUUGUAUCAGAUGUAUCUAAAUCACUUAACAUGGAUCUCUGGCACCCAGAUUCAUUUGCGCGAGACUUUGGUGAUGAAAAAAAUGAUUUGGUUAAUUGUAUGACUGGUCACACAGUACCUCAUCAACCUAUGCGUAAAUUUUGGGAAGGUUUUGAGCAUUUUUCAAAACGUCUUAAAGAUGAUAAAGGCAAUCCAAUGCUUUUGAAACUAAAAGACUGGCCGCCGGGUGAAGAUUUUGCUGAAUUAUUACCAUCGCGUUACGCUGAUCUCAUGAAAGUAUUACCAUUGUCUGAGUACACUCAUCGUAAUGGACGAUUAAAUUUAGCAAGCAGAUUACCUGACUGCUUUGUAAGGCCGGACUUGGGGCCUAAAAUGUACAAUGCAUAUGGCUCAGCGCUCUACUCGAAUAAAGGAACGACUAAUUUACAUCUUGAUAUAUCUGAUGCUGUAAAUGUUAUGGUUUACGUGGGUAUUCCUCAAGAUGGUGACAGUGAAGAGCAUAUUAAGGAAGCACUGAGAGCUGUCGAUGAAGCAGGCUGUGAUAUUUUGACUCGUCGACGUGUACGUGAACGUGGUGAAGCACCUGGUGCUCUCUGGCACAUUUAUGCUGCUCGUGAUGCUGAUAAAAUUCGCGAUCUGCUUAAUGCUGUUGCUCUGGAACGUGGCGCACGUUUAGAGCCACACCAUGAUCCUAUUCAUGAUCAAAGCUGCUAUCUUGAUGGUCAUCUACGUGAACGAUUGUACCGUGAAUAUGGUGUUGAAGGGUACGCAAUUGUUCAGUGUCUAGGUGACGCAGUAUUUGUACCAGCAGGUGCACCACAUCAAGUUCGUAAUCUCCACAACUGUAUUAAAGUUGCUGAAGAUUUUGUAUCACCUGAAAAUGUAUCUCACUGUUUCCAUUUAACUCAAGAGUUCCGUGCCCUAUCAGACACUCACACUAAUCACGAAGAUAAAUUACAAAUAAAAAAUAUUAUUUAUCACGCGGUUAAAGAUUCAUUGACUGUAUUAGCUAAUGCUAAGGAGGAGGCAUUGCAACAACAACAACAACCACAACAGCAACAGGCUGCAGCUAAAACAAAAUCUACUGAUAUUAAAAUUAAAGAUGAACCCAAACGUGAAACUUGA